Molecule: messenger RNA, 3210 nt
Organism: Micropterus salmoides (largemouth bass)
Lineage: Eukaryota; Metazoa; Chordata; Actinopteri; Centrarchiformes; Centrarchidae
Exons: 2
Coding region: 1195-2667 (490 amino acids)
Source: RefSeq, a predicted model, not a curated record
CGGAAAAUAGAUGGAAUCAUAUCACGUCAGUGUGACUACAAGGCACAGACGACCAGGUCUGAUCACAGAAUCAGAAGGAGCUUUAUUGCCACGUAGUAUUUUACACGUACAAGGAAUUUGGCUUUGGUGAUAAGGUGCUACACGCAGACAGACAUACAGUCGACAUCAAUAAAUGCAGACAUAUAAUAUGGAAUAAACAAUAACAAAAGAACAGAUAAAUAAUACACAACGUGCCAGAUAUUUAUGUGCAUUAUUGCGGGUUUAUGUUAUGCAUAUAUAUAAAUAAAUAUAUAAUAACAACAAUUAACAAGAAAUAUGUGCAAAAUGCCAGGUUUGUGCAUGAUAUGAAAUGAAACAGUAUUUACACGUGCGGAGAGGGCAAAUACAAACAUUGUUUAAAUUAAGUAAAAGUCAAUCAGAUGAAUGUUUGGAAUGUAAAUCUAAUAAAUUAAUAAGUUAUAUGUAGGAAAUGUAGAGAUUAGAGAAUAAGGUUAGUAAGGUAUUUAGAGAUGGAGUAAUGGACACAGAAAGCUCCUGUGCAGUAUCUGAAGAAAACAAGUGUUUACAUUAUAUUAGUAUAUUUAAUAUAUUAAAUUUAUAUUUGAAUAUUUCUGUUUAUAGUGUGUAUAUUUGUGUUCUCUGUAGCCUGUGUCUGAUUUUCUUAUUGUGUGAGUCAGCACAUCGUGAGAAACGUACAAUCCAGUCCGCACGCCUGAUUCUGAUGGGAAAUAACUCCUGUUACUUUGUCCUGAGCAGCAGGUGGCGGUUUGCAUCCAUGCAGGUCGAGGAGAAAAAGCGAUCUGGUUUCCAGAGUGAAGCAAAGAUGUUGGAGGAGCAGGAGUUUGUUUUCAGCUUAGUUCCGUUCAUGUGUGCACGAGCUCAGUCCAGAGCAUGUAAACACACCUGCGAGCUAAACGUCCUGCGCUGUGGACACGGCGAAGUCACGUGUCCGCUUGUCUUCAGGACUCGAGGGCGACCGCGUCAGAAAAGGGGCCGCAGUAAGUGACCGCACCGUGUGGCGUUUACUUCCGCAAGUUGCAGAAGCGAUGUGGCGGAUAUCCGUUUGACGAAGUGCAUGUCUGCUUACUUCCUGUUAGCUGUGCAGUGAGGUUGGCUUCAGCGCUGUUUCAUCCUGUGUGUAGUUAGAUUAGCUGCUGACUUGUGUGUGCUGUUACUGAGCGUAGCCAGUCUGAGAUGAAGAAAAGCAGCUUCAAGCUGAUGAGGAGGGACAUCACCUCUACGGAUUUCUGCUCAGUCCCUCUUUGCUCUUCAUCGGCUAAGUUCUCCUCCAUGAGCUUUCACGCGUUUCCGACCGAUGCUGAGAUAAGGGCGAAAUGGGUGGUGAACAUCAGAAGGGUGAACUUCACCAUCACCAAUCGGUCCAGGGUGUGCAGCAGGCAUUUCCUAAAGGAAGACCUGAUCGAAACGCCCAAAGGACUUCGUCGUCUGAGGAAGGGGGCGCUGCCGGUGUUGUUCGAGUGGAACGGAUAUAAAAGCCAUCAGCAUGCCAAUCUUUUGGAUAGAAGAGAAAGUCCAGCGGCUAACUGCACACGUCAGGCUGACGGGGACAUGGGUGGCGAGGGCGGAGCAGAAGACUCACGGAUUGAAGCCUUAACAAGUCGGAACAAGUCUCUAGAGGUGCUGGGCGAACACGACUAUUCGAAGAAGCCCCUCUCUGCGGGAGAGGAGCUGCAGGCUGCACAGAUGGAGCUCGAUCGUCUGGAAGAAGAAAGCAGAGAACUGAAAAGUGAGCGGUUCUUUCUGUGGCGUCUCCAGCUUGAGCCGGACUUGAUCAAGUUUUUCACUGGAUUUAAAGACUACAACACACUCAAAGUGUUCUUCUUAGCUCUGCAGCCUACAGCACAGACUGCCUGGGAAUGGAUUCAUGCGCUGAAGGUGAAUAAAACUGAAGAAAACACGGGGGACGCCGGCUGCCGUGCUCAACACCUGUGUCUGUUUGAUCAGCUGUUCCUGUUCCUUUGCUUUGUCCGGCGCGGGUUUCUUCCUGUUGAAAUGUCCGUGCAGUUCCACGUGUCAGAGGCCACGGUCCAGUCGACCUGCUUAACAUGGUGCCACUACCUGUUCUUUACUCUGGGAACACUACCAAUAUGGCUGAGCAGACAGGCUGUAGAUGAGCUAAUGCCGCCGUUCUUUAAAACGACCUUCCCCAAAACACGGGUGGUGCUGGACUUGACUGAGAUCCACAUCCAGACGGCCACGUGCUCAGGGAACUCCUCCCAUCAUAAAGGCUCCACAACACUCAAGUCUGUGGUUGGCAUCGCUCCUUCCGGCUCAGUCAGCUUCGUCAGCAGCGUCUGCGCGGCCUCCGUGUCCGAUAAGGACGUCAUCAGGGAGUCGGGGGUUUUAAACCUCCUGGAGCCCGGCGACCAAGUGAUGGCAUACAGGAGCUUAGAGAUCAAAGACCUCCUCGAUGUGAUCGGUGUAAACCUCGUCAUCCCAACGUUCUUGGGGCCAAAGGGACAGAAACUCGAGGAAACGCCCUCACAACAGGUCGGCCACCUGAAAAUCCACAUUGAGAGGUCGAUCGGCCGCAUCAAAGAGUACCAGAUCUUUGCUGACGUUGUUCCCUCUGCACUUUGUGCUUCGGUCAACCGGCUGUGGACGGUCUGUGCUCUGCUGACAAACUUUCAAGGACCUUUGCUUUAAGCAAUAACUGUGGAUAUACAGUUUCCAGAACUGGUGAGAGACCCCCGGUUCAACAGAAUUCAAGGUUCCUUAUGAACCUGGUUUGAAAUGUUUGUUUAUGUUCAGCAUUCAAGGUAAACAAAUUCAUAUGUUGGUCAUUUUUAGAUCAAACUCAAAAAUCUAAUAUUGGUCGGCCCUAAUGCUGUGGUGACAUUUGUAGAAAUAUUAAUGUCUUUCAUCCUGUCCAACCAAACAGUGAGUCCAUCAUUACAAAUGCACGUAUGGCUGCAGCUAUGUUUUCAGUAUUGAUUCAUCUACUGAUUAUUGUCUUUGUUAGCUGUGUGUAGUUCAAAACUAAUCUCCUGUAGACUCCAACAUUUGCACAGAGAACAAAUAUAUCAGGCUGAAUAUUUCCAUUUGAUGGAAUGUUGCAGCCAAAAAAAAGGUGUGAUGUUAACAUCUUUUUAUACAUGUCAACUGCUGUGUCCUUAUUUUUACAACGGGACAACAAACCUGUUGCCAAGCAGUACUUCCAUCUUUACAAAUGCAUUUAUGGCUGCAAUA